CUUCUUGUGUUUAUCAUCAUAUUUAGUUAAUUCUGCAGGAAAAAUCUAGUUGUCCACACAGCAGCCCUGCAGCAGGUGGAAGACAAAAACAUGAUCUUCAUGCCCGGGUGCUGGAGGUGAAGCUGGUGCAGGUCCUCCUUCAUCAUGUUGACCAGCUUGACGCUGCUGAGCUCCCGUCGCCGCCACAGGGACUGGGAAAAGAAUGGGAGAAGGCCUUUCCACUGCCAACUACAGUCCACCCCAGCCAAACCAACAGGUUGCUUCCCAAGGUCCCAGGAGCCCAGAGAGCAGGUUUCAUGGAGCUGUUGUUCUCUUUCUGGGGCUGCUGAGUGUUUUCCUGCUGGCUGGGCUCAUCACCCUCGGUGUCCUCUACCGUGAUUCAUCUUCAGAACUCUCCACUAUCAAAGCCAACCUGUCCUCCGUCUCUGAAGAGAGAGACCUGCUGAAUGCCAACCUUACUGAAGCGACUAAAGAGUUGAACAGGCUGCAGAGUUUGUCGAAACAGAAGAAAACCUGUCCUGCAGGAUGGAGGAUGUUCAGUUGUACCUGUUAUCUUCUCUCCACUGAGUAUGCAUCAUGGGAAAAAGGCAGAGAAGACUGUAGAAACAGAGGAGCAGAUCUGGUGGUAAUAGACAGUUAUGAAGAACAGGAAUUCCUCACUAAGUUCAAGGAAGGAUCUUCUGUUUGGAUUGGUUUGAAUGACAGAGACAGUGAGGGCACCUGGAAGUGGACUGAUGAAACGCCACUGACUCUGGAGUACUGGCUGAGCAUGCAGCCUGAUAAUGGUCGUGGAGAUCCACGGUGGGGGGAAGAGGACUGUGCACACAUCAAUGCUAGCAAGGAAACUAAAAACUGGAACGACCUGCGGUGUGAUGCCUCUCUGCAAUGGAUCUGUGAAAAACUGGCUUAGAUUUUAAUGAGAUUUGAAAUAAUACAUUUGAAAAUACUUUAACAAUGUAAGUUAUGAUUAUACAAAAGGCCUUUAAUAGUGUUAUUGUGUUAUACUGUGCUGAUGGCUACCAUAUGCAGUGAAACGAAGCUGCCUUAAAGUUAGCUAACACAUUACACUGAAUAUACUGCAUACUAUAAUGAAGUAUUACCCUGAAAUGCACUUUAUCAUUAUUAUCUUUUUGAUGGAUUUUGGUAAAUUAAUCUGAUAAUAAAAUUGACUGUUUCCUCCGAUUGCUUCCUCCAA
Messenger RNA from Siniperca chuatsi (mandarin fish), 1195 nucleotides. Its product is annotated as C-type lectin domain family 4 member E-like. Lineage: Eukaryota; Metazoa; Chordata; Actinopteri; Centrarchiformes; Sinipercidae. Bases 203 to 910 code for a protein of 235 amino acids. The record is from RefSeq and is a predicted model, not a curated record. The transcript has 7 exons.